Messenger RNA from Liolophura sinensis, 777 nucleotides. RefSeq names its product homeobox protein ceh-12-like. The record is from RefSeq and is a predicted model, not a curated record. Bases 1 to 777 code for a protein of 258 amino acids. Gene Ontology annotation, molecular function: DNA-binding transcription factor activity, RNA polymerase II-specific; DNA binding. Gene Ontology annotation, biological process: regulation of DNA-templated transcription. Lineage: Eukaryota; Metazoa; Mollusca; Polyplacophora; Chitonida; Chitonidae. The transcript has 3 exons.
AUGGCCACUAUUUUGGCAUCUACUGAAUCUCAGAAGAAAACCAUCAGCUUUUCCAUCGACAGCAUUCUUAGCUCUACGUCAUCCAGAGGGACAAAACAGCAGCCUUGGGCAAUGUACCCGCCUGCUUCCGAAGCAAAGACCUUUCCUGUUAUUACUUGUUCGGGGUCAGCUUCCAUUCCCAUCAUGCCGUUCAUUGUUCCUGAAUUCUCUGACAUGCGUACUGAUGACCAACUGUCAGAAUGUAGCGAAAUCAGCGACAAAGUUGCCAACAACAGAGCGUCUCCUGGUUUAUCCGUCAACGACUCUUCAUUUCUUAGUCAAGAAAACAGCCUGGACAACACACUCCAAUCCAGUCAGGGCAGAAGGAAGAAAUCCCGAACGACCUUCACCACCACACAGAUAGACGGCCUUGAGAAACGCUACAGCGAGCAGCGCUAUCUGUCGGUCAGCGAGAGAAGUGAUCUGGCUAUGGAGUUGGAACUAUCCGAUCAACAGGUCAAGACGUGGUUCCAGAACAGACGAAUGAAGGAGAAGAGACAACGACGUAGUGCAGGGAACGCCAGUUCGCCAGAGCUUCCGCAUUUGCCGUCAGGCGGCGCCUUGUCCAGUUCUUCCGGUGUUUGCUAUCCAGGCCAAACUAGAGAACCAAUGGCCAUGCAGUUCUCGGCGAUGUCACAGAAUGAUGUACUGCCCUCAAGUUUGUCGUAUGCUGGGAUGUAUCCAUACCCCAUGGGAUAUCACCCCGUGCCACUAACUCAGCUACGAGCUUCUUACUGA